Molecule: messenger RNA, 1567 nt
Organism: Mandrillus leucophaeus (drill)
Lineage: Eukaryota; Metazoa; Chordata; Mammalia; Primates; Cercopithecidae
Gene: FAIM
Product: Fas apoptotic inhibitory molecule
Exons: 6
Coding region: 633-1274 (213 amino acids)
Biological process (GO): positive regulation of neurogenesis; negative regulation of extrinsic apoptotic signaling pathway via death domain receptors; canonical NF-kappaB signal transduction
Source: RefSeq, a predicted model, not a curated record
UGGGGCUGAGGAAGGCCUGUGUGCGGAGGGUGCGGCCUUCGGCUAAGGCAGAGGACCGGGGUUGGGUCCGUGGCGGCGGGAGGGGUGGCCUCCUGCACUGGGCGCCCCAGGGGACCUGAGGCGCGACAAACAGUCGGCGCGUUUGGUACUCGCGCCCGCAGAGCUUUCAACCUCCGCGCCGGCUGCGCCUGUUUCUCUGCGAGGGAAGCAAGGCCACGCGGCCUACGUAGCCGAGUCGGAACCAACCGGUUGUUUGGUGAAACCUACCCCAGAGCCUCCCACGGCCCACAGCGCACAGACAGUCUCCGUCUGUCGCCCAGGCUGGAGUGCAGUGGCACGAUCUCGGCUCACUGCAACCUCCAUGUCCCGAGUUCAAGAGAUUCUUGUGCCUCAGCCUCUGGCGUAGCUGGGAUUUACAGAUGUGCGCCACCAUGCCCGGCAAAUUUUUCUAUUUUUGCAGAGACAGGAUUUCACCAUUUUGUCCAGGCUGGUCUCGAACUAUUAACCUCAAGUGAUCUGACCUCCCAAAGUGCUGGGAUUACAGGUGUGAGCCAUCACGCCUGGCCACUUUUCUCCAAAGUUUUAAACCAAAGCCUUCUUUGGCAGAGCUAGGACCCUUCCCAUUCUGUCCUAUGCUGCUUCCCUUUAUAAGGACACUCCCAUUGUUGUACUAUAAUCAUCUCUUGGUCUCUCCAGACUCCCCCACUCUGAGCCCUCCUUACAGUCUAGAAAAAAUGACAGACCUCGUAGCUGUCUGGGAUGUUGCUUUAAGUGACGGAGUCCACAAGAUUGAAUUUGAACAUGGGACUACAUCAGGCAAACGAGUAGUAUAUGUAGAUGGAAAGGAAGAGAUAAGGAAAGAUUGGAUGUUCAAAUUAGUGGGCAGAGAAACAUUCUGUGUUGGAGCUGCGAAGACAAAAGCGACCAUAAAUAUAGAUGCUAUCAGUGGUUUUGCUUAUGAAUAUACUCUGGAAAUUAAUGGGAAGAGUCUUAAGAAGUAUAUGGAGAACAGAUCAAAAACCACCAAUACUUGGGUAUUACACAUGGAUGGUGAGAACUUUAGAAUUGUUUUGGAAAAAGACACUAUGGACGUAUGGUGCAAUGGUAAAAAACUGGAGACAGCAGGUGAGUUUGUAGAUGAUGGGACUGAAACUCACUUCAGUCUCGGGAACCACGACUGUUACAUAAAGGCUGUCAGUAGUGGGAAGCGGAAAGAAGGGAUUAUUCAUACUCUCAUUGUGGAUAAUAGAGAAAUCCCAGAGAUUGCAAGUUAAUGAAUCUUAAUCUUAAGAAGUAAAGAUCAGGACUUUUUAAUUACUGUGGUAAUUAAAUUGUUCAGUAUGUACUUAUCAGUACAUUUAGUCUGCAAUGUUUUUAUUUUUUAAAAAGUUACAUGAAACUGUAACAUUCCAAGGGUCAGGGAAAAAACCAAUUAUGUAUAGUCAUAAAAAUUACAAUGUAUGAUGCAAAUAAUGUAAAAUGUUUUAAAGACAAAUGGAAAAUAAGAUAUGGACCAAAGUCACUAAUGUUUUACAACAGUAACCUUUACUAUAAUAAAUACUGUAAA